This is a messenger RNA of Maylandia zebra (zebra mbuna), 2252 nucleotides long. NCBI's taxonomy places the organism in Eukaryota, Metazoa, Chordata, Actinopteri, Cichliformes, Cichlidae. The record is from RefSeq and is a predicted model, not a curated record.
UACUUUAUGUAAACAGGAUUAGAUCGCGGCCACUCAGGUUGUGCGUUUGCAGAAUUGUUGUUUACAAGUGCUUGAAGAUGAAUAAUUUGGAGGAAGAGGAGGACAGAACACAGUCUCCUGUGUCUAUGGCCAGUGACUGGUCCAAAGGUCGUCCCCCAAACUUCAGUAAUGAACCGGGACCCUCAGACACAAAGGGAAACAAUAAUUUGGAGGAAGAGGAGGAUGGAACAUCGUCCCUCGUGCCCAGCUGUAUGUCUAUGGCCAGUGACUGGUCCAAAGGUCGUCCUCCAAACUUCAGUAAUGAACCGGGACUCUCAGACACAAAAAAGAACAAGUGUGUGCAGGAGCCCGUGUCCAGUUCUGAAUUUUGGACAGCCAGUAGGAGCAGCUGUGUGCAAAAUGAUGGCCUUCAGGAAGUUUUCGAUGAACAUAAAGUCUGUUUGAAGAUGCGAUGUCAAUCUGUGACUGAGGGAACUGAUAAAACAGGAGGUGAAACUCUCCUCAACGCAAUCUACACUGAGCUCUACAUCACAGAGGGACAGAGUGAGGAGGUUAAUACCCAACAUGAAGUGAGUCAACUUGAGAGAGCUUCAAACAAGAAGACCCUCCAUGAUGUUCCAAUUAAGUGUUGUGACAUCUUUAAAGCCUUACCCGAACAACAAAUGCAAAUCAAAGUGGUUCUGACCUACGGUGUUGCUGGCGUUGGAAAAACCUUCUCAGUGCAGAAGUUCACUCUGGACUGGGCAGAAGGUUUGGAAAACCAAGACAUCAGUGUGGUGAUUCUGCUUUCAUUCAGGGAGCUGAACCUGAUCAGAGAUGUGCAGUAUAGUCUCCUGGAGCUGCUCCAGGUUUUCCAUCCAACAUUACAGAAGGUCACAGCAGAGAAGCUGGCUGUCUGUAAACUUUUGUUUAUAUUUGAUGGUCUGGAUGAAAGCAGACUUUUACUGGAUUUCACUAAGAGGGACGUCAUGUCUGAUGUCACACAGAAGUCAACGGUCACGAAUCUGCUGACAAACCUCAUUGAAGGCAACUGCUUCUUGGCUCUCAUCUGGAUAACUUCCCGACCAGCAGCGGCAAUCAGAUCCCCUACACGUGUUGACCGUGUCACCGAAGUGCGAGGUUUCACUGAUGCUCAGAAAGAGGAGUACUUUAAGAAGAGAUUCAGUGAUGAAGAGCUGUCCGGCAAAAUUAUUUCCCACAUCAAGUCAUCCAGGAGCCUCCACAUCAUGUUUCUGGAGCACAUGUUGACUGGAGGGCAGAGAGAAGAGCUGCCCAAGACCAUGACCGACAUGUACUCACACUUCCUGUUGGUACAAACAAAAAGGAAGAUUCAAAAGUACCACGAGGGAGAAGAAGCAAGUCCAGAAGAGCUGAUGGAGGCUGACAAGAAAGGUCUUUUAAAGCUUGGGAGGCUGGCAUUUGAACAUUUGGAAAAAGGAAACCUCAUGUUCUACCAAGAAGACCUGGAGCAGUAUGGUGUGGAUGUCACAGAGGCCUCGUCAGAGAACAAAUCAGAGAAGAGACUCUAUGAAAUCCACUGCUCAGCUCUGGCCUACAUGCUGCAAAUGUCAGAAGUUCUGGAUGAAUUGGACCUGAACAAGUACAACACUUCAGAGGCAGGGCGACAGAGACUGAUCCCAGCUGUGAGGAACUGCAGAAAGGCUCUACUUUCUGACUGUGGAAUUUCAAAGACUCACUGUGAAGUCUUGGCCUCAGCCCUGAAGUCCAAUCCCUCCCAUCUGAUAGAGUUAGAUCUGACCUUCAAUGAGCUGGAGGACUCGGGACUGAAACUGCUCUCUGUAGGACUGGAGAGUCCAAACUGCAGACUGAAGACCCUGAAACUGUGGCACUGUGGAUUGUCAGAGAUUAGCUGUGCUACUCUGAGCUCAGCUCUGAAGUCCAACCCCUCCCGCUUGAGACAUCUGGAUCUGAGUUACAACAAGCUGCAGGAUUCUGGAGUAAAGCAGUUGUGUGGUUUUCUGGAGUGUCGACCCUGUCAACUGGAAACUCUGAGACUAAGGGAGUGCUCUUUGUCAAAGGCCAGUUGUACUUUUCUGUGCUCAGCGCUGAAGUUAAACCCCUACCACCUGAGAGAGCUGGACCUGAGUAGAAACGGCCUGCAGGAUUCAGAUAUGAUUCAGCUGGUGAAUCUUGUGAAUAAUUCAAAUUACAGACUGGAGAAUCUGUGGUAAGUAGGAAGUUGCAUUGAGUCAAUGCUGCUUUUAGCACUACUGUAUAAUACACAGUUGGUA